AUGCUGCUCCUCUCGGGGGCAACAAAGGCACUGCGCGUGGCCUUCCUAGAGACGGCCAUCGCCAAACGCGAUUCGCUUCCCCCUACUAACCCCACUUUCAUCAACACGGCUCUGAACGCGGUCAACACAAUCCACGGCCAGCACGACGCUGCCAAACUCACCUGGGACGCAGACCUCGCUGCCAUUGCGCUGACCAAGGCCAACGGCUGCACGCUGAACCACACGGGGGCCUACGGUGAGAACGCCUACUACUUCUGGUUCAAACCAGCGACGCGGAAGCCCAACUUCACGGCGCAGACGCAGGUGGGGUUCGACGCGUGGGUGGGGCAGGACGAGGUCGACGCGUACCUGGCGGGCGACCCGAUGGGCGGCGGACACUUCACGCAGACGGUGUGGAAGAGCUCGCGGACGCUAGGGUGCGCGUUCAGCACCAAAUACUGUGCGCAGAACCCGAAAAAGGAGUAGUGGUUCUAUUGCGACUUCUUCCCGGCUGGCAAUGUCAUCGACCAGUAUGAGGAUAAUGUGACGGUCUAGGAGUGACGGUUGGGACAGAGUGUGUUGUGUGCUUCUCUUCCUC
This is a messenger RNA of Lasiosphaeria miniovina, 577 nucleotides long. Its product is annotated as CAP domain-containing protein. The transcript is spliced from 2 exons. The coding region runs from base 1 to 465 and encodes 154 amino acids. Lineage: Eukaryota; Fungi; Ascomycota; Sordariomycetes; Sordariales; Lasiosphaeriaceae. The record is from RefSeq and is a predicted model, not a curated record.